UCGAAGCGCGACUGAUUGCAAACACGGAAAUCCAGCCCGACGUGGGGUGUAGUAAUUUUGCUUUUCACGACUCUUUUAUAUUCGAAAAGCAAAUAUUAUACUCUAAAUAACAAAUAUAGUUAUCCGUUUUAAAAUCCUUUUUAUGGAUUUGCUGCAUCUUUUAUCAUGGGCGUGCAUCGUGUUUACACUUGGGAUGUUCUCGACUGGGCUGGUCGACCUCAAGAAAAUGCAAAAAUCCAAGAGCACCGACAACAUCCAAUUUCUGCCUUUUCUCACCACAUGUGCCAAUAACCUCGGAUGGUUCUACUAUGGGAUGCUGAAGCGCGACCAAACACUUAUUGUCGUCAAUCUUAUCGGCGCUUUUCUGCAGUCCAUCUACAUCCUUGUAUACUUCAAGUACACAAAACAAAAGAAAAAUGUCCUGUUCCAAGUACUUGUCAUUUCAACGGUGGUGACCAGCGCCGGGUUGUACUUUUCAUACCUCGCUCCGGGCGACCUGGUGCUAAACCAGCUCGGCCUCGUCUGCAGCAUGGCCACUGUGGGCGUGUACCUGUCCCCCCUCGUAGACCUGGUAGCCAUCGUGCAGAGCGGCAACGUACAGCGCUUGUCCUUCCCCCUGACCGUGGCCACGUUCUUCACUUCCACUUCCUGGUUCUUCUACGGCCAGCAGCUGGAUGACUACUACGUCAUGGUCCCUAACCUUCCUGGAAUUCUCACUAGCAUCAUCAGAUUUUAUUUGUUUUGGAGAUUUGCCCACGUCAGCCCCACCUAUAAGUCCAUGCUGGUAUGAUCAUAUCCAGCAAUGGACAUGUUACACAAUGAGAAAGGGCCACUGCGGGCGACGACGUCUAUGAUCCACAAAGUUGUAAGUAAAAGUAUUUAUAUUCCAAAGGUGUAUUGCAAUACUUAAGAAAUUUAAUUCAGGUCUUUUGUUAAAGGUCUCCCCUUUAAGUGCCUUGCGUUGGCUACUAGUGGAUAUCCUGGACGGACUGGGAAAAAAAAAAAAGUUAAAUAGUAAAACCGCAGAAUUUUCAAAUGGUCCCAUUUGGCGGAAAUCUAUUCAAGUGGAUUGAUUUGUUUACUGCGAUCCAAAGACUGCGUUGUUUGUAGGCUGCUAUUUUGAAGAGGGCGGACACGUGUCGAGCGUUUCCGCUUUGCUUCUGCCGGGAAAACAAUUUUUUUUUUUAAUUCUAUUUCCUCUUGUGCCUUUCCUUCUUACCAGAACAUAUCAGUGGCAGUAAUUAUGUAUUGUGUUUCUAUGACGACUGUUUACAUCGGCUAUUUUUGAAAGCUUUUUUUUAAAAAGUGUAAAAUGGACCUAAGUAUGAAUGAUGACUUUUUGUCAAUAAAUAAUGACAAAGUG
Messenger RNA from Syngnathus typhle (broad-nosed pipefish), 1363 nucleotides. RefSeq names its product solute carrier family 50 member 1 (gene slc50a1). Gene Ontology annotation, molecular function: sugar transmembrane transporter activity. Gene Ontology annotation, biological process: carbohydrate transport. Gene Ontology annotation, cellular component: membrane. The record is from RefSeq and is a predicted model, not a curated record. NCBI's taxonomy places the organism in Eukaryota, Metazoa, Chordata, Actinopteri, Syngnathiformes, Syngnathidae. The transcript has 6 exons. Bases 143 to 790 code for a protein of 215 amino acids.